AUGUCAACCCAGCCGCUCCUCCAGCGAACAGCGACUAAGCGCAUCGCCCUUCCCGUCCGCGUCGAGCCCAAAGUCUCGUUUGCGAACGAGCGAACUUUCCUGUCAUGGCUCCACUUUACCGUCGUUCUAGGGGGCCUCGCAGUCGGCUUGCUGAAUUUUGGCGAUAAGGUUGGCAAGAUUAGUGCCGCCAUGUUCUCCUUCGUUGCCAUGGCCAUCAUGCUUUACGCCCUGUACACGUAUCACUGGAGAGCAGCGUCCAUACGCCGCGGUGGGAGAGGACCAUAUGAUGAUAGGGUUGGGCCGACCAUUCUGUGUAUCGCUCUCUUCGCUGCCGUCGUCGUCAACUUCAUCCUGCGCUUCUCAGAACCAUGA
This is a messenger RNA of Cyclocybe aegerita, 372 nucleotides long. The record is from the annotation of a GenBank genome assembly. Lineage: Eukaryota; Fungi; Basidiomycota; Agaricomycetes; Agaricales; Hemipholiotaceae.